Trichechus manatus latirostris (Florida manatee) is the source of this 3884-nucleotide messenger RNA. RefSeq names its product pleckstrin homology domain containing M3 (gene PLEKHM3). The record is from RefSeq and is a predicted model, not a curated record. The coding region runs from base 439 to 2718 and encodes 759 amino acids. The transcript has 8 exons. NCBI's taxonomy places the organism in Eukaryota, Metazoa, Chordata, Mammalia, Sirenia, Trichechidae.
CAGAGAGCGGAGCCGGGAUGGGUCAGCGGCCAGACAGGCUGUCACCGUGAGGCGGGAGGGCUGCCGAAGCCGAGCCCCCAACAGGAGUAGACUGCAGGCCCCUCAGAUGAAGGGAGAGAAGCAGCCGCCGGCCCGGAAAUCAAGGAUUGCCAUGGCAUUGCUUUGACAAGCACUUCUGGUUAUCUUCACAGAGAACUCACUGAAGAAUCAUCUCAAAGCAACAUCUUUCUCCCCAUCCCUCUUUUAAUGUCCAUUUUUAAGUGGACUGGGAAAACAUCAACCACGCGUGUGCUUGGCCUGCUCCAGGCAGCCAAAUGAAGCUUUCUUCAAGUUGUUUCUAGAACCGUACUGCUGAAGCACCUCCCGGUAUUGGGUAAAUGUUCAUGAAGUCCUUUUCUGAACCAGCUUAGGAGGCUUAGACCUCUUAGAGCCUGUGGCAUGGAAGCUUUGGAAGUGGAUGAUAUCAGCCCGGCCUUGGAAGUUACUGAGGAUUUCUUUAGUUCUUUUGAUAGUAAGAUAGAAAAGGCUGUACAGCAAGCAGAGGUUUAUGGGAUUCAAGAAGUCCCUGAACUGGUGGGGCAUGAAGUAUUCAGUAACAUACCAGACAAUGGUGCUAUCAGGAAUGUUGCCUCCCUGGGCAAGGGGGGCAUGAUUUGGGACCACUGUAACAGCAGGCUCUUAGAAACCAAAGCUCAAAAUAUCUUCCCUGCCAAAGAACAGUUUAUGGUUCAGAGAGGGGCAACUCCGGAUAAUCUUUCCUGGAUGGAACAAAAGGAAACCUCAACCUUUAAUUUUUUCAACAUUUGCCAGCGUCGGAGGGACAGACCUCGAUCUGUAAAUGACUUAUUGGAUGAGACCUCUACUUUCAAGCCAGGGCAUGCUCGAUCAAGGUCAGAUAUUACUCAAGUGGACUGGAGGGUAGUCCUCAAAACCACACCUUUGCAGCAGCAGCAGCAACUGUCUCUUCAGGGCCCUCACUUCACCAGGCUGUCUUUUCUGUCACCUUCAACAAGUAAGGUAGAAGAUGCUCAAGGAAAUACUGAACACAAGCAGACAUUCCCAAACAUUCUGAAGAAGGGUUACCUGGAGAUUAGGAAGGACCAUGACAGUUACUGGCAAAGCUGUUAUGCAGAACUAUCACCCUACAAUUUAUGCUUCUACAGCCUCGACAGCAGUGGGAACCAAAACCUCUACGCCACGUAUCAGCUUUCACACUUCCAGAGCAUAUCUGUUUUGGGCAAUCUUGAGGCCAGGAUGGUCGAUACCGUCCUGUAUGACAACACUCAACUACAGCUAAAGGCAGAGUCACCAUGGGAGGCUUUGGACUGGGGACAGAAGCUCUGGGAAGUUGUGCAUGCUGCCGGUCCGGGUUAUGUGGUGCGUCAGGAUGAGCUGGCAAACUCACCAGGGCUUGGUCAUAAUGUUGACUAUACACAGAAUCAUUGUUUACAGAAGAAAUCCAGUGGGCUGCUGCCAUCAUCCCCUGUCUUGGAUAGCCCCAAACAGUACCAAAACAUCCUCAAAUCAGGGACACUGUACAGGCUAACUGUCCAAAACAAUUGGAAGGCGUUUACAUUUGUGCUGAACGGAGCCUACCUUCUGGCUUUUCAGCCUGGCAAGCUAGAUGAGGAUCCCCUGCUGAGCUACAAUGUGGAUGUGUGUCUGGCUGUCCAGAUGGACGAUCUAGAUGACUGUGACUCUUGCUUUCAAGUCAUUUUUCCCCAAGAUGUCCUCCGCCUCCGUGCUGAGACCCGGCAGAGGGCUCAGGAAUGGAUGGAGGCCCUGAAAACAGCUGCCAGUGCAGCGAGGAGUUCAGAGCAAAACCUGCAAGUCACACUGAGGAGCAAAUCCAAGGAUCAAAUGGGUGGGCACGAUGGCAGGAAGAAUAAACGUCAGUCUGUGACCACCAGCUUCCUGAGCAUUCUGACGACUUUGUCUUUGGAACGAGGACUCACUGCUCAGAGUUUCAAAUGUGCAGGUUGCCAGCGAUCCAUAGGCCUUUCCAAUGGGAAAGCUAAGGUGUGCAAUUACAGUGGGUGGUACUACUGUGGCAGCUGCCAUGUGGACGACAAUUUUCUUAUCCCGGCACGCAUAGUCCACAACUGGGACACUUCAAAAUAUAAGGUGUCUAAGCAGGCCAAAGAGUUUCUGGAGUACGUUUACGAGGAGCCGCUGAUCGACAUCCAGCAGGAGAACCCCAUGCUGUACCUGCACGCCGAGCCGCUGGCCGCCGUGGUACGCCUGCGGCAGCAGCUCAAAUCACUACGGGCCUAUUUGUUCAGCUGUCGGGCGGCAGUGGCCGAGGAUCUGCGCAGAAGAAUUUUCCCCAGAGAAUACCUCCUCCAACAGAUCCACCUGUAUUCCCUCGCCGACCUGCAGCAGGUGAUAGAGGGAAAGCUGGCUCCAUUCUUGGGCAAGGUCAUUAAAUUUGCCACCUCACACGUGUACAGCUGCAGUCUGUGUAGCCAGAAGGGGUUCAUCUGCGAAAUCUGUAACAAUGGAGAGAUCCUCUACCCCUUUGAGGAUAUUUCAACAAGCAGGUGUGAACGCUGUGGAGCUGUUUUCCAUUCUGAAUGCAAAGAAAAGUCUGUCCCCUGCCCAAGGUGUGUUCGCCGAGAACUGCAGAAGAAGCAGAAGUCUUUCUGGCGGAGGCUGAAUAUGGAUGAGAGUCUGGAGGAGGCUUUCAACAUGUUUGAGCUGUCCUACCAGAACACCUGACCAGGCAGGACCCCCAGGCCAGAGAUUCACUUAGUGAUGAUCCAUCAGCCCUGAGUGGCUUCCUAACUAGCCAGUUAGACCCCACUGGAAGAAGAGUAUGUCUGCUCUUCAGCUAGAUAUAGAUAUAUAUUUAUAUAUAUAUAUAUACAUACAUACCUAUACAUCCUGUAAGUAUACUCUGUGUAAAUCGUUGUCUGGAAAGUCCUCAGAGCCUCUGUAGCUCAAAAAAAUACCAGUUGCUGACUUACACCUAGCCAUGAAUUUCAGCCGCUUGCUCCCAAGCAGAACAUGGUUUACAUACUAUGCUUAAUAGUUUAGACUUUUUUUUUUUUUUUUUGGCUCUCAGGGGCCAUCUUAUUACACAGAACACAGAAGGAAACAUUUCCAGCAGAAUGACAGAGAUUUGGGUUAUUUUUGUGUUAUUUAUUUUUAGCCUCCUGAGAAGCUGAAGUAACUGAGGCAAGCACCCACCACCAUCUGUUUCAUAAGAAAAUCUUCAAAACACAGGAAUGACUCCUGGAUCCUUCCAGGACUCGGUGUCCUUGGCUCUGUCUCUCCUCGGUUUCUACCCGGGCGGACGUGGGGGUCACGCAAAGAGCUGAAUGGCCUGGAAGCUAAGAGUGCGAGCUCCCUUUGACAGAAAGCAUGAGCCCCUAAUUUAUGAGGAGAGCUGGUUCUGGCUUCAAAGUUAAUUUCAGAGAGUUUCUUUUUCCUGAGAAGAGAUUUCUGCGACCAAUAACCGCAUGUUGUCAUCUGUUUGCUGGUACGAGUCCCAGCAUCUGCCUAAUGAUGGGACCGUCCGCCAUAUUGCCAGGGUGUAAACAUGGCUGUCUUAAGAACAGUUUCGCAAGGGUUUCAUGGGAGAUAUUUAUGCUUUUUUUAAUGGUGCUGGCCUGAGGAAAUUUCCUAGAAUUGUUGUUAAAUACUGGUAGAUAGGGUAUGUGGUGCAUACACUCCAAGAGAGGAUCUUUGAUUUCUUUUCAUGGAAUCCUGAAUUCCUACCUAUUCAUUCAUUUAUCUGUCAUUGUUCUUCACUGCACUUUUUUGACGUUUGAUUUGUCAAUUUAAUCAUUCCUACUUUCGUUUGCUUUCUUAAAUUAUUUUAAAAAAUCAGAGGAACAUGGAUCUUCGAAAUACCAACUUUAGGCUAUUAAGAAAAUACCAAA